GUAACGAACGAGCCUUGCCUACGCUGAAAGUAGAGCUGGCAUGCGGAUCAUGUGACCUGCACGUCAACUCAGCAGGUACGUUGCUCAGCGCUCAUCCCGUCACUCCAAUUGUGUCAGUGGCAGCGCUGUUGGAACUGGGAUACAAGAUAAACUGGACGAAGGAGAACUGCCAGGUCAGUCAUCCAAGGCGUGGCCAGCUGCAGGUCGAUGCAAGCUCAGGGUGUCCAGAGAUUGAGUUUGAAGUUGCACUCCAGCUUAUCUCUGAGUACGAAGAACAUGUGAAAGAUAAGGAAGUGCAUGAGGCUAGAGUAAGAUGUCUGUUGCUGGAUAUGAGCUCUGCAACUGAAGAGGAUCUCAUGGCCUCAGUGUGGGGAGGUGGUGUUGAAGCAGCUGCAGCAAUCAGGAUGUGGCUGACCGAUGUGGGUGGGCACUCUUGCACGUGGACACCGCCGGAGCAGUGUGGCCUGAA
This is a messenger RNA of Symbiodinium necroappetens, 469 nucleotides long. Lineage: Eukaryota; Dinophyceae; Suessiales; Symbiodiniaceae. The record is from the annotation of a GenBank genome assembly.